Molecule: messenger RNA, 1800 nt
Organism: Chaetomium strumarium
Lineage: Eukaryota; Fungi; Ascomycota; Sordariomycetes; Sordariales; Chaetomiaceae
Exons: 3
Coding region: 1-1800 (599 amino acids)
Source: RefSeq, a predicted model, not a curated record
AUGGACAUCCGCGACGACCCGAGUACUACCACCACUACCACCGACUACGAUUCCGGUGACAGUGAGGACGUCAAGUACGUCUAUGAGGGGCAUGGGCGAGCUGAAAGGAAGGACACGAAGGGGAGAUGCGCAGGGAGGAACAGAUCUCCCAGGACCAGGGCUCGCGCAGCCAGGUGCACCUGCGGAGCUGGGCUGGUGGACGACAAUGCAGAGAUCACUGUCCUCGAGGAGGAGACCGAUGUCGAACACGAAGAACACGUGCACAAGCACUCGAGACGGCCUCGGCAACCGUCGGGGUCGAGCGGCGUCUCAGGGUGCCACCGUUGUCACGACAAGAAGGUCAAGGACAAAGCCGACAAGAAAAAGUCGACAGAGAAGAAGGCCCGUGGCACGUGGGUUCCCUACAUCGAAGAAUACCCGGACGAAUCCCCGCGACCGGCAAUCCUCUUGAAGGAGCACAAGAUUCCACGGAGAGCCUCCACCUCCGACGCGAAGCAUCUGCGGGAUUCGAGUGGUAAUUCACUGUCAGCGGGCUCCAGGGGUAGGUCUCCGACCGGGAAGCGUCUGCCGCCGCGGCCUCCUCGCCGGCCUUCCAAAGAUUCUCCAAAACAUUCUGAACACAUUCGUCGCCUCGAUUUACGUGAGACGCAUGCAGAUGAAUUCUCAGAUCACGAUGCCCGAAGCUUCUCCUCUGAUUCCGACGAGCCAAGCCUGGCUAGUACUCGUCGCUCACAUCAUGUGUCCGGCCGCGAGCUGACAUCUACUGUGUCCCGGAGUUCGGCGUGGCACGGAAGCCAGCAGCCGAAGUACUCUUCCUCUUGGCCACUGAACGUCGGUUCACGGAUGCCCCAGAGGAGACCCACGCGUCCGCAUGACGCCGACGAAGAAAGCGAAGAGCAUGAAGACUUUUCCGAAGAUCACAGUUCUUUCAAUGAACAGCAACAUGCUCGAAGGUACAAUCGGCCGGCAUCUUUCCACGAGCGAGACCGGGACCGGGAGACUCGACACCGGGUCUCACCGCCACCCCAGCGUGAGCAUGCGAGAUCACCACCUCGUCAACAACCUCGCCGGCGGCAGGCUGCCACCGACGCCGGCAGCAUAGCAGCAAUGGACCAGGACCGACGUUCCGUUGCCGCAUCAACAGUAUACGAAGUCUGGCGUGGCCAUGCCUCUGAUUGGGAAUCCCCCUACGUCUCAGCCGUGGACGACGACAACGACAACGACUAUGAUUCGGAGAUCGAGGAGUCUGUCAGGCUCUUGAGCCUGAACGACCUGCCGCCACGGACGCCUUCUCCUCAUCUGCUACCCCCACGCGGAGAAAGAAGGGGUAACUUCGGGUUCCAGAGCGACAGUCGCUCGCCACCUCCACGUUACCAUCAUCAUCAUCAUCAUCAUCAUCUUUCUGUCUACAACCGGGGCCUUCCCGCCGGUCCUUCCGCCAUCCGUGGAAUCUCGUACAACCUUACCUGGGACGGCGACGACGACGGUGGCUUGACCGGUAGCAGCAACCAGCCCCUCCUCCUCCUCCUGGACGGACCCCGUGUUUUAACCACGGAGCAGCCAGAUGCGAUAACAGACGAGGAAGAUAGCAACAACAACAACACACGGCAGUCCCGCUCUCUCUCAUCUCGCUGGUCAAAGAGACACGCAGGCCGGACAUUCACAUUCACACAACCCCGCCUUGCGCUACCGCGGUCCCCUCGCGCAGUCUCGUCCGUGUUCUCGGCCGCCAGGGAGACGAGGGAAGGAUUCCUCUCGCCCAGGCCGACGCGGUUCGAUUUCGGCGCGUGGGAGGUGUGA